Molecule: messenger RNA, 1804 nt
Organism: Papilio polytes (common Mormon)
Lineage: Eukaryota; Metazoa; Arthropoda; Insecta; Lepidoptera; Papilionidae
Gene: Trm1
Product: probable tRNA (guanine(26)-N(2))-dimethyltransferase
Exons: 10
Coding region: 116-1786 (556 amino acids)
Biological process (GO): tRNA N2-guanine methylation
Cellular component (GO): nucleus
Molecular function (GO): RNA binding
Source: RefSeq, a predicted model, not a curated record
AAGAAUGUCAACACUAAACAUUAUAAUCUGUCAAACGUUAUCAAAUCAAUAACGUUUGAUAAAAAAACAUGUGGGGGAUCGAAAUAUCACAACAAACCUUAAUUUCAAUAAAUCCAUGAAGUUAUUGAGAGUUUUGAAAAAAAUGUCUGAGACCAUCAUGAAGAUGAAAGAGGAAACAUUAGAUAUAAAAUCGUUAAAAACUAUAAAAGAGGGGAAAGCUGAAAUUUGUCUGAAGACCGAUAAAGUAUUUUACAACCCUGUACAAGAGUUUAACAGAGACCUUAGUAUUGCUGUACUAAGUGUAUUUACUGAGGAUUUUAUAUCUGAGAAAAUACAACAGAAACUAAAGAAAACACAAAAUAUUAACACUGAUAUCAAUAAAGAUCAGAUACCAGUGACGAUAUUAGAAGCUCUAUCUGCUACUGGCUUACGGAGCAUCCGUUAUGCGAAAGAAGUGCCAAAUGUUAGUAAAAUUAUAGCCAACGAUCUAUCACAAGAAGCAGUUGAUACAAUAAAAGAGAAUAUAAUUCAUAAUGAUGUACAGAAUUUAAUUGAAACAAGCCAUGAUGAUGCAUGUAUGCUCAUGUAUAAACACAAGCAUCCAAUAGAACGCUUCACAGUUAUAGACCUAGAUCCAUAUGGAUGUCCAUCAAUCUUCCUAGACUCUGCAGUACAGAGCAUUCAAGAUGGCGGCCUAUUGCUUGUCACCGCGACUGACAUGGCGGUGUUGGCGGGAAACGCGCCGGAAACUUGCUACAGCAAAUACGGUUCUAUUAGCCUGAAGACAAAGUCUUGCCAUGAAAUGGCAUUAAGGAUAUUAUUGCAAUGCAUAGAAUCCCACGCUAAUAGAUACGGCCGUUACACAGUCCCUAUGCUUAGCAUAUCAGCCGACUUUUAUAUACGAGUUUUUGUUAAAGUUUAUACAGGAGCAAUUCAUUGCCAGAAAACUACUAGCAAGUUAUCUAUGGUAUACCAGUGUGUGGGUUGUGACAAUAUAACACUACAGCCACUGGGAGGGUUCAAACAGAACCCCACGGAGAGGAACCCUGGACAGAUGAAGGCAUAUUUACCAACAGGACCAGCUGUGGGAGAGCGCUGCACCAAUUGCAAUCAAAAACAUCAUCUAGGUGGUCCAAUAUGGUCCGCACCUAUCCAUGAUGAGGUCUUCGUGUCGAAGGUCCUGACGCACGUGCAGGACCACCCAGAACUCUUUGGCACCGCUAAGCGGCUGGACGGAGUGCUGUCUAUGGUCAGGGAAGAACUGAUAGAUACACCAUUGUAUUAUAUUUUGGAUAAAAUGUUCGGCAAAGUGCACUGCGAGACAAUGCCCAUGCUGGUUAUGAGGUCUGCUAUACUAAACGCGGGGUACAAAGUGUCGUACUCCCACGCGGCCAAGUUGUCUGUGAAGACUGCUGCGCCCGCGCAUGUCGUGUGGGAUAUUGUACGCACAUGGGAGAAAACACAUCCUAUUAAGCCUGCGAAGUUAGAAGCAGAUCCAGUAGCAAGACACAUAUUGAGUCACGAGACAAAGACGGCGAUAGAUCUGAGUGAGAGGGCGGACGCGAACCCUGUCAGUCGCCGAGAUGGACGGUUGAGAUUCCAGUUCAACCCUACUCCGUAUUGGGGACCUGGCUCCAGAGCUGCCAUCAACGUUGGUGAUGAAAAAAUGUCAAAAGCGAUAAGAAAUCAGAAUAAGCACAAGAAGAAAGGGAAGCGACAGCACUCGCCUAAAAGCGACGAAGAAGCGCGCAAGAUACAAGCAAAAACAGACGAUGAUAAUGUGUAAAUAAAUUAUUAAAAUCUU